AUGGCAGGCUCGAAGUGGUCGAUCUCUUACGGUCCGCCAGCGCUUGAUCCAAUCUGGGGUCCUCAGACAUCAGCUGUAAACUUCUGCGAGGAGGUGCGCGAACGUGACGUCCAAGACUACAUCGUCACGAAAUACAUUGGCGAGUUCUGGAAUACUAUCACCAGCGCCAUCUACAUUCUAUACGGCAUUCAUGGUCUUCGACGCUUUAAGCGACAGGAUGUCACCAUAUUCGAUGUCGUCAAUCUGCCAUACUGGGGUCUGAUUGGCGUCGGAAUCUUCUCCGGCCUGUACCAUACCAGUCUCAAAUACCACACCCAGAUGAGCGAUGAGCUGUCUAUGCAUCUUGCCAUUGGCACCGUGAUGCAUCGCGUCUUCACUUUUGAGCAACCUCUAGCGACCCAGCGCAAAGUUACUGCCUUAAUCCUCGGUGUCCUCGUACCUUUUUUCAUCUACCACUGCGUCGCGGACGAAUUUGUUUUACAUGUUAUCCUCUUCCUUGGUAUGGUCAUCCUGAUUACCUGGAAGACAAGGUCCAUUAUCUCAGCGCGCGUGCCCUCUGAGACCGACCGACGCAAGCUCGCCAACCUAGUGCAUUUUGGCUCCUUUUGCGCUGCGCUCGCAUACGGUCUCUGGAAUAUUGAUGUUAACUUCUGCGGGACUUUGACUCGCUGGAAACAUGCAUUGGGUAUGCCAUGGGGCAUCGCCUUGGAAUUCCAUGGUUAUUGGCAUAUACUUACCAGUAUCACGGCGUAUAACUCAAUGGCGAUCAUCGAGUACCUCACCUCUCAGUCGGAUGAGAGUGCGCAGGGAGUCGGCUUUGCGUGGCCGUCGAGACAGGUGCUGAGGAAUAUCGCUGCUGGUGGAAGCGCCAUCGGCACAACGAGCAAAAAUCAGCAAUACAAGAAUCGGUGA
This is a messenger RNA of Dissoconium aciculare CBS 342.82, 912 nucleotides long. RefSeq names its product alkaline phytoceramidase. The transcript has 5 exons. The record is from RefSeq and is a predicted model, not a curated record. The coding region runs from base 1 to 912 and encodes 303 amino acids. NCBI's taxonomy places the organism in Eukaryota, Fungi, Ascomycota, Dothideomycetes, Mycosphaerellales, Dissoconiaceae. Gene Ontology annotation, cellular component: endoplasmic reticulum membrane. Gene Ontology annotation, biological process: ceramide biosynthetic process; ceramide catabolic process.